AUGGCUGUGACGAUCGAGCCACCUCGCGCAAAGGUAAUCAUGGGAAAAUACGAUAUUAAAUACAUCGUCCUAAACGCCAUCCGAUGCCUAAACAUCCUAAGCAUAUUAGCCUGCAUCGCCGCAUCAGGCUCCCUCCUAGCCAAGACCGCCAACCUAAGCGGUGACAUCGGAUACUACAACUUCUUCGAUCUAGCAGAAAAAUGCUUCAUCAUCCUCCUCGCCAUGUGCGUGCUCGUCACCGAGAUUCCAAUGGUCAAGCUCCUCAGAGAUAAGAUCAACACGCACUGGCCACAUUUCGGUAACAACCAUGGAUUCUUUGUGUUGUCGGCAUGCUUUUUAUUCUUGGGAGCUGAUGUAUUGAGCUUUUUGGCCAAGAAGGGUACGGACGAGGAGCAUUUGGGCGGACAUUUCUUUCGUCUGGUUCAGGCUGCUGGGUUCAUGGCUCUUGUGAUGGCGAUCAUCAAUUCCGUGGCAUCGAUUUUCGGCAAGAGGAGUGGUGAACCUGCUCGAAGAGUUCGGUCUUGGGGCAAGGCCUCUGAGGCCUCUGCGUCGCAUCGGAUGGAGGACAUGUACAUGCCCUAG
Lithohypha guttulata is the source of this 582-nucleotide messenger RNA. RefSeq lists its product as uncharacterized. The coding region runs from base 1 to 582 and encodes 193 amino acids. The record is from RefSeq and is a predicted model, not a curated record. NCBI's taxonomy places the organism in Eukaryota, Fungi, Ascomycota, Eurotiomycetes, Chaetothyriales, Trichomeriaceae. The transcript has 2 exons.